AUAAUUUUAAUCUGUCACAUUUUUGUUUACAACAAAAACCUUUAAAAAUUUUAACCAAUUUCAAUUUUAAUUAAACAAAAAUUUCCACAAUGGAUUGGGCAAUUGGAAAUGAAUGGAAAGAUUCUAAAAGAGGACUAUACAAAAAAAUCCUUGCAAUAAAAUUUGUGAAAUUACAUAAACCCACAACUUUAUCUAUUUGCCGGGUAAAAAUAUCAAACAUUUCUAGUCUCGAAGAUCGACAAAGUUCCUAUUUGCGACAAAUUGAUGAAUUCGAUUUGGAAAUGGGAUCUGCAGUAACUCCCGUUGAUUGCUACAUUGAAAUCCUCGUACAAAACAUGUUGCUUGGAGAGGCCAGUCAAUGUCAGAUUAAAUCCAAAUCUGGCGAACCAAUUAACUUUGAAAUCUCUCUCAUUGCUAUUUCACCCACGAAAUAUCUAUUUCAACUCAAUGUCAAGGAAAUAUAUGAUUUGGCACAAAAAUACCGUGCCAAUGGAGUUGAAAUGUUUAAGACUUAUCCAAAAUUUGCACAUGAAUACUUUUGUCGAGCUGCAAAAUGCUUGAUAUCAUUCAAGCCAUUUGAUGUGUUGGCAAAGGAAUCAAAUGAAUUGGAUGGAACUGAUAUGAAAGUCUUGUUGCAAACCUUACAAACGAAUAUAGCUGCGUGCUUGUUACAAGAGCAACGCUUUGAAGAUGUUUUGUGUUUGACGGAAUUUGUAAAUUCCAUGUCUCCAGAUGAGAUUAAAGAUGUUGAAAAGGCUCUUUAUCGGCGAGCUCUAGCUUAUUCUAAUGUUAAAGCGUAUGAUAAAGUUCUGGCAACAUUAGACAAAGUCGAUAAUAUUCGGGAUAAAAAGGAAUUUAUGGCAUUGUAUAAUCGCACUAAGGAAAAUUGGAAACGAGAUGAAGAUCACUACAAGAGUAUAGUCCAGCGAAUGUUUAAUAAGAGAUAAUUUUUUUUUUUAUAAUUAUUUAAAUGUAAAUAAAUAUUAAUUCACAACAAAAUCUUUAUGAAAAAUAA
Molecule: messenger RNA, 1015 nt
Organism: Episyrphus balteatus (marmalade hoverfly)
Lineage: Eukaryota; Metazoa; Arthropoda; Insecta; Diptera; Syrphidae
Gene: Bdbt
Exons: 1
Coding region: 90-947 (285 amino acids)
Molecular function (GO): protein binding
Source: RefSeq, a predicted model, not a curated record